Molecule: messenger RNA, 693 nt
Organism: Sinocyclocheilus grahami
Lineage: Eukaryota; Metazoa; Chordata; Actinopteri; Cypriniformes; Cyprinidae
Product: splicing regulatory glutamine/lysine-rich protein 1-like
Exons: 6
Coding region: 85-693 (202 amino acids)
Source: RefSeq, a predicted model, not a curated record
CUAAAGAUUAACCACUCCAAUAAUGCCAUAGUGAAGCCUCCAGAGCUCACACCUCAAGCUGCGGCCAAAGAGCUGGAGGAUGUGAUGAAGAAAGUCAGAGAGGCUCAGUCAACCAUCGCUGCUUCUAUCGAGCCAGAUGAUAAAAUUGGUUCAUCCAGUAGAUCUAGACGUUCCAGAAGGUCCAGAUCUCACUCUCGCUCCCCAUCACACUCACGAAGAAAGCGAUCUAGAUCCAGGCACAGGGGACGCCUGUCACAGAGACCACGGCAGAGUGUGAAUGACUCCCGUGGGCCCCAUAGGAGACGCUCAUGUUCCCGAGAAAGGAAACACAGCCGGAGUCUAUCUCAUUCUAGGGACCAAAGGAAGGACAAGGACAGCAAAGCAAGGAAGGACGAUGAUUGGGAAGAAACAAGGCCACGGGACAAAAAGGGAAGGAUGCCUCCCAAAGGCUACAGUGGCUCUAGAUGUUCCCACAGUAUAAGCAGGUCAGAAGAAAGUGUCCGUAUUAAACCUGCAACAGACUUUGCAUGUUUAAAAAUGGAGAGGUGCUACGAGGAGGUGGACCACGAGUAUGACAGUGACAUGGAUGGGUCGGGCUCUGUGGGUAGUGAUGACAGAUCUCCUCAAGCUCAUCUCAACGGCAGCUAUAGGAGCACUUACACCGAGGAGGAUGAUCUCUCUGCAGCUGAGUGA